AUGAUUUUGUUAGAUUAUCACAACGUUAUUAUCAAGAAUACCCUCGAGUCCAGAAUUAAAGAAGGCAAAUCAGACGCCAUUGAAGUGAGAGUAGCCGAUUUCGACGGUGUCAGUUAUCACAUCUCCACACCUGAAAGUAAAUCUGUUGUUCACAUUUCAUUAGGCUGGGCCUGUUCAAAAGAGUUAUUCAACUAUGGUGCUCAAGAAAUUUUGCAACGUGAAUAUGGCGACUUAUUGGCCCCCACACCCGAAGAAGGCUAUGAUGUAACAUUGAUUAUUGAUUUAGAGAAAGUACCCUCUGAAGCUGAGGCCCAGGAUGAUAUUAUAAGAAAAAUCUCCAUGUUAAAGCGUAAUUUAUUGGCUGCACCCUUCGAAAGAGCUUUCGCAGAGCAAGAACAAUGUGAAAAAGAGGAAAAGACAGAAUCCAAUUCUGAAUUAAUGGCUGUUCAUUAUCGUGAAGAGGAAGCCAUUUACGUCAAAUCUAGCUUUGAUCGUGUUACGGUUGUUUUCAGUACAACUUUCAAAGAUGAAACUGACAAGAUCUUUGGCAAGGUCUUUUUACAGGAAUUUGUCGAUGCCCGUCGCCGUGUACCUGCUUUACAAAACGCACCACAGGUUUUAUAUUCCAUCCGUGAACCACCCAUGGAGCUUCGUAAUUUGGAUUUGAAGGACAGUGACAACAUCAGUUAUGUUACCUUUGUGCUUUUCCCUAACCAUUUUGCUAGGGGUGAUGCACGUGAAGAAACCAUCUCACGUAUACAAAUCUUCCGUGAUUAUCUUCAUUAUCAUAUCAAAUGUUCGAAAGCGUAUAUGCAUACACGUAUGAGAGCUCGUGUUCGUGAUUUCCUAAAAGUAUUAAAUAGAGCUAAGCCAGAGAAUCAGAAUGUGGAAAAGAAGACUGCGAGUGGAAGAACCUUUGUUCGCCGAGCUUAG
Molecule: messenger RNA, 933 nt
Organism: Mycotypha africana
Lineage: Eukaryota; Fungi; Mucoromycota; Mucoromycetes; Mucorales; Mycotyphaceae
Product: Arp2/3 complex, 34 kd subunit p34-Arc-domain-containing protein
Exons: 5
Coding region: 1-933 (310 amino acids)
Biological process (GO): Arp2/3 complex-mediated actin nucleation; actin filament polymerization
Cellular component (GO): Arp2/3 protein complex; actin cytoskeleton
Molecular function (GO): structural constituent of cytoskeleton; actin filament binding
Source: RefSeq, a predicted model, not a curated record